Protomyces lactucae-debilis is the source of this 947-nucleotide messenger RNA. Its product is annotated as linker histone H1 and H5 family-domain-containing protein. Gene Ontology annotation, biological process: nucleosome assembly. Lineage: Eukaryota; Fungi; Ascomycota; Taphrinomycetes; Taphrinales; Protomycetaceae. Gene Ontology annotation, cellular component: nucleosome. The record is from RefSeq and is a predicted model, not a curated record. The transcript is spliced from 4 exons. Gene Ontology annotation, molecular function: structural constituent of chromatin; DNA binding. The coding region runs from base 101 to 739 and encodes 212 amino acids.
CCUCCAACAACACAACACCCACAAGACCACUCACUCAGAUACACUGGAGGCCAUUACUCAAACCAUCCAAGCCACGGCAGAAGCAAUCAAAGACACACUCAUGCCGACCAAGACUACCGCCGCCAAGAAGGCCUCGUCGCCUGACCACCCGACCUUCCAGGUCAUGAUCACGGAAGCCAUCACUGCGCUCAAGGAUCGCGCAGGCUCUUCGCGUCAGUCGCUCAAGAAGUACAUUCUCGGCAACUACAAGGUCAAUGAAUCGCUCUUUGGCAAGAACUUCAACCGCUACCUCGCUGCUGGUGUCGAGAAUGGUCACUUUAUGCAACCUAAGGGACCUUCUGGACCCAUCAAGCUCGUCAAGAAGGAGUCCGGCGCCUCGUCUGCUGCUCCAGCGAAGAAAGCGCCCCCAAAGACAGCUGCUGCCAAGACUGCCGCUAAGAAGAAGGCACCUGCCGCUAAGAAGGCAACGCCUUCCACAAAGACCAAGGUUGACGUUCCAGCCCGAAAGAAGGUAGCUGCCGGCACCAAGGCUAAAACUGCCAAGGCGAAGGCCCCUGCUGCCAAGGCUGUUGCUAAGAAAGCUGCUGCGCCGGCCAAGAAGGCUGCUGCUGCACCAAAGAAGGCCGCUGCACCCAAAAAGGCUGCUGGAGGCAAAGUCGCCAAGGCAGCACCCAAGAAGAAGGCUGCUCCCGCUGCAAGCAAGGCCAAGAAGCCAGCUGCAAAGAAGGCUGCCAAGUAGAGCAAUGCUUGGGCUUGCAGACACCGCCGCGCUUUGGCUCUUCGCUUGCUCCUGAGGUGCUUUGAUUUUGUUUUGAUUCCAGUUUGUUCGAAGGGAGGAGGAUUGCCUGAGUAUUUGACUUAUCGCGCGGUGCUGCAGGAUAUCUCAGUUGGGCGCGACUCGCUUUGCAGAUGUACAGGAACUGUAUGUAUAUAAUACCUUUACCGUG